Actinia tenebrosa (Australian red waratah sea anemone) is the source of this 6318-nucleotide messenger RNA. RefSeq lists its product as uncharacterized. The record is from RefSeq and is a predicted model, not a curated record. NCBI's taxonomy places the organism in Eukaryota, Metazoa, Cnidaria, Anthozoa, Actiniaria, Actiniidae.
UAGCAUUACGGCUUGUUCGGUUCGUACAAGGGUUUCCGCUAAUCUUAUUAAGCAAAGUGGUAACUUGUGACGACAGAUUUGGAAAAAAAACUUCAUAAUAAGAAGAUUGUAUAGGACCAGAGUCGAGAUAUAGCUCACUUCAAGGCUGAAAGCGAAGAUCUUUUCUAAUAACCAAAUCGAAUUAGGUAUCUGCAAGCCUAAUGGGCAUCACAGCAAUCACUGAGUUCCAGAGUGAUACAAGUUGAAUACCAGUACAAUAUUCCUGCUAGAAACGACGUCUUCCAUACACCCGGCAAACGAGAGAAUAUUACAAUAAAGCCGAUUUGCCUGUCCCAAUCCUAUUUAAAAAACAGCUCAGCAUUGGAUAACAAGUCAACUGAGAACCAUCACUCGGAGAGCGAUUCGGGUUGAAGGCGCGAGCUACCUUCUUCGUUCGAUGUUUUCUCUGGCGUUUACUGCAAGCUUAUUAUCAAACUGAGUGAUAAAAAUCGAACAGAGAUCUUAAUUCAGCCAACUGGGACAAAUUUAGUUGUGCCAUAUUAAGCGUUGUGGUCUGAAUCGCGGAUAACUAGACCGUAGAAAAAGAAUAACAAGCUAUCUCACCGUUACUUUAAAUAUGUUCGCCAAGAUACAUCGCUUAAAUAUGUAUGGUGUGAGAGCGAGUGGUAAAUUAUUGACUAUCUACACUUGGGUCUACCUCGACACAACAGAUGUUUAGCUAGCUUGAUGCCGGUGAACUAUUUCAGUUUAUCAAUACUACGUCGAGUAUUCAACUUUAAUAGUAAUUAUGGAAUCUGUAGGAUUUUUUUACAUCCUCUUUUUUCUCACUAUUCUCUCGAUAUUGGGGAUUUCCAAAUCUUCAAGUCAACAUAACAACAUUUCCUGUAAUGCAACUGUGGAUUGUAAAGUCAAUGGGAACCUUUCUUACUUCUGCUGUAAUAAUAUUUGUCGAUUUGACUCAGAUUGUCGACACAACUCGUCUUCAGAGGAGAGCAGUAUGAAUGACACUAAGCCAGUCUAUUCUGGUCAAUCGAAUUCCAAUGUUAAUUUGAAUCAGUCACGUCGGUACGAUGAUUUCUGCUCAAAAGACAACGACUGUAAUUCAAGUCACAGAAUAUGUAUUUCCUUUGAAUGUUUGACUACGAGUGCAAAGGAAAAUAUAAAAGACUGCCAGCGUUGUGUACUAAUCGACUGUAARGACGGCCGCUGUUAUAAUUUGACUAGUUCGGUUGUACCAACAAGUAARCCUGGCGAAGAAACUAUAACUACUUUACAGCUCGUAUUAUUAUUCGGUUCGAUGGGAGGAAUCUUAAUUUUCAUUAUCAUAGUGUAUUGUGUUAAGACUUUCACCGAUAAUCGUCGAAGACAAUAUUUAUUAAAACACGGAGUCUGGGAUAACCCACCAAAUAAAGAAGGCAAGGAUAAAGACGACAAAGGAGAUGGGGAUACGAAACCUGACUYGAUUCGACAGCUAAGGAAACUGGAAGUUCCCACCAUUACUUUGGAAACGGAAACAGACUUUAUAAGGAAAAAGAAAAACAAGGAGACUUCCAAAGAUGAAAUAACAGACACGGAAGGACUACAUGACUUUGCUAUACAAGACAGCAAACAACAAAAGGUAAAAACUAUUGCAGAUCAAGGCAUAUCAGAUACAAAUCAGCAUGUAAAUCCUUCCACAAAUGCGACAAAGCAUCCAUAUUGCGCUCAAAAAGAAAUYGGCGAAACAAUAGGCUCGCCUAAAAAUAUAAGAAUGCCUACUGAUUGGGACAAUGAAGAUGAAAAGACGCCUUUGACAGAAUCCCCAAAGCAGAAAAGAUUUGCCAAUCUAAUGAAAACUAGAAACAACUCGCCAACCAAAAUAAUAGCUAAUGGUGCACCCGAUAACUCUCCAAAAUUUGGCAAACACAAACAUAACUCCCCUUCUGUACAGCUCUGUGAACCGGAAAAUUUCAGUGAUUUUGGAAUGUAAAGUGCUUUGAGGAGUAUAUUGUUUGCUCUGCAUGGCAGUAACGGUUAGCAGCUUGUUUGACUUGGCUCGUAUCUAUCUAAGCAGUUGCUCAAAUGGUUUCACUAGACAAGAACUCAAUUAUAAUCGAUUCCUAUUUCUCGUUUUUUGGAAAUAUUUGGCGAAAUUUCCGAGGUUUUAUCGGCGCCUUUUUAGCGAGAUAUUUUGAAGCGAUGGGAUAGUUUACAAAUUGAAUUACAUUUGAAUUUUUACUCACUUAGGAACGGAGAAAAAUGUUACCGGGUUGUGCAAGCAAAGGAUGUCAAACUUACUGAAUGAGUGAAGUACAACCGAGGGGUUCUACAGCAAAAAAAUAUCAAUUUAUCGUCAAACUUGUUAGUAUGAGCAAUUUGAGCCACAUGGCCAGUGAAUUGAAAAUAUUUUGAAAAAUCUCUCAAAAGCUUUGUCGUCACAUAAUAAGCAAUUGAUGAGGAAAUCCUGGAAAAAAUCUUUCAGAGAAAAUACUGAGAAUAGAAUAAAGAAGAGCGAGUAGGCAGCGAAGCCUUUCAUCUUUUGUACGGAGAAGUCCCACAUUGCCGAAGAAGUGGGUGUAGCGUCCAAUGACCACUUUGAAAUAUUAGCUCAAUUUGUUGGCCUAUUUAUUCAAACCGUUUCUAUUAGGAUAAAGAAACCUCAAAAUUUYAAUCCUCAACUGCUCAGGAAUUCUUUCAUAUAUAGUUUCAUUAAGGAAAAUGUCAUCGCGAAGCUCAAUUUGUACGAGAUUGAAACCAUCAUUCUUGAUCGAAAAAAGAAAAAAAAUGAAAUUCUGAUAUAAGAAUAUAUCUAGAAAAUCUGAAUGAGCCAAGAAGACUUGCAAAUGUGAAGCCACAAGUCUAUUCUUAACAGGACCACAUUCACCCAUGUUGGCUAAGUACACUCUGCGAUUAAUAAAAAAUGGAAGGAGAAAAAUGCGAAAAUCAAAACAAAGCGUUUGGCAUUCCUCGUGUCAAAAGCAAAGGUUUAUCUCAACUAUGAAAAUGGUAGACCAAAGCUUCUUUUGUWAUUGAAGCUCUCUGACUGAGUUCAAAGGAAUUCGAUUUAUUUGCCGUGAUAUUGGAAAAAGUCACGUCUAAGGAACAGUUGGCGAGAGCGAGGAUUUGAUUGGACGUCGAGGAAAGGAAGGGCCAGGAGCAGCUGACUUGAGCAAAAUCAAAUCUAUGAUCGAUUCUACGAGUCACAUCAUGAAUUAACCAUUCGCAAAGCAGUGGUUUUUCAACAUAAUUUUUUCAGUAGAAACAGCAUUGGAAUGAAUCAGUUUUCUAAUGAAUAACAAAAUCUUACUACGGCAAACGAAAGYACACAGAAAUAUCUCUAAAUGCCGCUUAGUAAGUCUUCCAAUAUUCACGAGUAUUGACUUCUCUUCGUAUUAUUUAAGACUCCAAUUUUUCACACUUCCUCGAUGAUACUUCUGUGUCCACGAAUGUUUUUCUCCAGUGGACCAAUAUUUCAUGGCCAUUUCAAAGAACUACGGUCUUUUGUAGUUCUCRACGGUUUUUUAAAAUUAAUAGUAAGUUUUUAUGCAUGUAGUASAGAGUAGAAUACAUGGGGACAUGGGCAGUCUUUUGCCUUAAGCUUUGGGAACUAUUUAUUGACCGUGUAAUUGCAAAUAUCGAGGGCUUCGCAUUCCAUAUCUAUUAUAAUAUAGAUUUGGAUAGAGAGCAAAGAAGAGACCAAAACAGAACUGAACACGCUAAGUGUGUAUCUAGCUUUGUUUCGAUUUUAGCGAAGACAAAGGAAGAAGAGUAGUAAAAGUCAUGGUCGUGAAGAGUAAUGAAUCAAUGAACAUCUGUUUUUGAAUGAGGCUUUUGUCGUUGAUAGAUUCCACGUGACCUAUACAUUGGAACUUUUUAAAAUGGCUUCACACAUCACGUGAUUGCUGUUUAUAGUACCCUUACACUUCCCCCACUCAUUCCCAUCAUCCUUUGUAAUAUUAGCUCCAUCGAGUCUAAUGUACUGAGAACUUGAGUGGGGAWAGGGAAGGGAAGCUUUGACAGGUUGUCACGUGAUAGCUUAUCACGUGACGUCUAGGUAGUCACGUGAUGUCGAAUAAAUAUUUAUCCAAGAUUUGUCUUGAGUGAAAAACCUUUAAAAAUCGACCACUUAURCAAAACGAAAUCAUUUAAAUAGGAGAUGGGUUUUUGAAUUCCUUUUUUUAAUACUAUAAAAACCAGCACCUUUAAUAAGUUGUGUCUGGAAUGAAAUGGGGUCGGUUUAAAUAGGUUUUCACUUAGGCUUACCGUUUACACGGUACCGGGCGAAUUUUUAACUGGUCAAAAMGUUGUACGUUUAGGAUUUCAGUGAACAUGGAACUGAGCUAUCCGAACAAAAAUCAGUGGCGGAUCCAGGAUUUUUCAAAGGGGGGUUCCGUUUCUUAAACUGUGUAUAAUUCUCUUUUGUUUAGUCGAUGUUUGACAAAACAAUUGGCUCUAAUCACCUAAUUUACUAUCUAGUAACGGAACUUAAAGGUAAAUUAAAAAUUAUAACAGCAAAUAUCUGUCAUUUCGUGUUCAACAUUAUCUUUGUGGAUACUCUUAAGCAAAAUCUAUAUAAGACAUAUUUCUAUWACCUAAAAGAUCAAACCUUCAAGGGGGGCUCCGUGGACCCCUUCGACCUCCCCUGGAUCCGUCACUGAAAAUUCGUACGCUUAGCCGUUUGGUUGGAUCCGAUUCCGUGUUAAAGGUAUGUAGAGAUCAAAUUUUAUAAACGGAUAUUAAGAUUAGUCCGGUACCCUGUAAACGCAGUCUUAGACGGUCGGUGAAAAGAGGUUUUUCCUAUCUUAAUAUAUUAUGACACUACCGGCACGUAUAUGUUCCUAAAGGCAUUCCAUUUCUAUUUAAAGAUGCCAUAUGUCUCUGAUAUAUCUAAUAUAAUAAUAUUAUCUAAUAUUUAUUGAUCAAUACUUGGAUCAAGCCUUCAUACUGUACCGUUUUUUGUUACCAAAAUCGAGUUUGUACAAUUUCUUAUAAUUAUUUUAUAUAUUUGUUUGUUUAAUAGAUCUACACGUUAGGUGUUUCUACAUAACAAAGCCUAAGUUUACGGGGCGACGUAAAUAUAAUAAUUUUUGAAUACCAAAUAACGAGUAAGGCGAGAAUAUGUUCAAAACAACCACAAGCAUUAAAUUAUGUUUCACUUGCCACGGGCAUGCGCAGUUGAUGACGAAGUGAAAUUAAAACCAAUCUCGUACCAAGAGCCUACGUUUCUUCUGGCCUGCGGUGAAGAGCAAAGGCUCUGGCAUAAUCCAUUUUUUUGAGACCAGGACUUCUUGGACUUCCGGUACAAGGGCGCAAGCGCUCAAAAACUUGCCAAAUAUAUAUAUAUAUAUGUAUGUUCCAGAUUUCUAAUAUUUAUUUUGAUCGGAAGUAAACACAGAACUCUGUUUUAAAGCAUGAUAUUUCAUUUUCGAAAAAUUGCGCAUGCGUCAAAAAAUGGUUAAUGCCAGAGCUCUCGUUCUUCGCCGCAGGCCAGAAGAAACGUAGGCUCUGAGUACGAGACUGAAUUAAAGCUAGAAAGGAGUGGGAUAUGGAAUAGAGGCUUUGAACCAUCACGUGAUAUCAGCCAUGACAUAUGGCACGUCUUUUUCUCCCUCGGAAACUGAAUUCUUGCUCAUGUAAAACAGAUUAGACGGGGAUUCAAUUGUUCCUACCUCCUGUCAUGGCUGCCAUCACUUGAUGGUGUAAAACCUAUAUUGGUGCCAAAAGCGAGUUUGAAUCGGAAUCAGGAGAUUUCCAUUUGCUUGGCUUGCGCCGCUUAGAAUGAGCGGUUUUCACUUUUAAUUUCACGAAUGAAGUGUUUUUCAACUUCGAACCCGUCGCAAGUGAAAACCAGAGAUAAAAGACCACUUGCAUGUGACGUCAAAGCAGCUCAAUUUGGAGGACAAAACAAAAGAAUUUUAAUCUCGUGAGGAUUGUGCUGCAUUCCGACGUGCUGAGAGGGUUCAUUAGGUGUAAGGUAAUUAGUAAUCAUCUCCAUGAAACUCGUGCUUGUAUCGAACAUCUUUUCGCCUUUUUUUAGGGACUGGUCUUAAAUUAGCAGGUUGGAAAACCCUUUGAGUGCUGAUCACGUGCUUACAUUCUUCGUCCUCAUUGGCUGUCCCCAUCACCGCAUACUCAAAAAAACCUUGUUUUAGUCCCUCCUCACACCUGGUAAUCCAAAACCAGUCUCUAAGCAACCUUUCUAAAAAAAAACGUCAGUUGCCAUGGAAACCAGCAACAAUUCCAUUGACUUCAGUAUGACGUAUUUUGAGCCCGCGGUACAUGGUUACUAAAAGCGCAUUUGUUGGUUGACUUAAAAAUAAAACUACAAUGUCUAUUGUA